Messenger RNA from Patella vulgata (common limpet), 12943 nucleotides. RefSeq names its product twitchin. Lineage: Eukaryota; Metazoa; Mollusca; Gastropoda; Patellidae. The transcript is spliced from 84 exons. Gene Ontology annotation, biological process: protein phosphorylation. The record is from RefSeq and is a predicted model, not a curated record. Bases 1 to 12387 code for a protein of 4128 amino acids. Gene Ontology annotation, molecular function: protein kinase activity; ATP binding; protein binding.
AUGUACUGUGUAAUCUCUGAAUUUGAAGCUGACAAGAAGGCUGCUGCAGAUAAGAAGGCUGCAGCCGAUAAGGCUGCAGCAGAUAAGAAGGCUGCAGCAGAUAAGGCUGCUGCAGAUAAGAAGGCUGCAGCAGAUAAGGCUGCUGCAGAUAAGAAGGCUGCAGCAGAUAAAGCUGCUGCAGAUAAGAAGGCUGCAGCAGAUAAGAAGGCUGCUGCAGAUAAAGCUGCACCACCUAGCAUUGUGGUCGAUGAUGAUACUGAUAAAAAAGGUAAACCUACGAAUGAUAAGGACAGUGCUAAAAAGCCUUCAAAAGAUAAAAAAGUUAAUGGGGAAAAAGAACAAGAUAAAAGUGAUAAAUCAAAACCCAAACAAAGGGGUUAUAAAAAGAAGCCUACAACAAUUUUAGAAGGAGAUGACGAAGAAGAAGAAGAUGAAGGUGAUGAUGGAGGGGAGGUGAAUGGAGGACCGGCACCGGGUUCUACUGAUGAUAAAUCUAAUAAACCUGCACCUAAAGCAGGGUCAGGAGCAAUCUUUACUUCCAAACCAGAUAAUGUUGUGGUCGUUGAAGGUGACCCUGUCAGAGUAUCUAUUGGAAUUGACUGUCAGGGAAGUGGCAUGCCUACUGUCAAAUUCCAACGAGCUGGUCGUGAAAUUCGUGAUGACAGUCGAACAGCUAUCAGUGUCUCUAAAAGUGGAGCUGAUCUUGAAAUUAAGAAAAGUCGACAAACUGAUGAAGCUAAAUAUUCAGUUAUUCUUGAACAAGAUGGUCAUACCACUGACACAGCUACAUUCAGUGUUUUUAUUAAAGAUCAAAAAGAUUCAAGUCUGGAUUUCAGAAAUCUUCUUAAACACAGAGAACAAGGUAAAAAAGGACAGGAUGAUGAAGAGGUUGACUGGGGAAGUUUAAAACCAGUUGACAAAAAAGGUCGUCGUUUGUCUCAAAUUGAAGUGAUGAAAAAGAACUUGAAGAAAGUUCCUGAAGGAAGUGACAGUGAAGAAGAAAAGGAAAAGAAGAUAGAGCAACGUAGAGCCUCCAUUGAGCCAACAGACGUCAAAGCUCUGAAUGCUGAUCAGUUAGAAGCUCUUGAACAGCAGCAACGACGUUCUUCAAUGCAACAGCGCAGAACUUCUUUAGCAGAUUGUAUUCCUGAUUGGCCCACGCUUCAAAAAGCUAAGAAAAAGAAGGAGGAAGUGGAAACAUUUUUGGAAGAUCUUGAAGAUCAGAAGACUUUGGAAGGCACUAAAAAGAUCAAAAUGGAGUGUGUCUUCUGCAAGGGAAAUCCCAAAGUAAAAUGGUUCAAAAAUAAAAUGGAGAUUUUCCACAGUCACAAGCAUCAUUUUGAACUUGAAGAUAACAAAGUUAUCCUUACUAUCAAUAGCGUCAAACUAGAAGAUGGUGGAAAAUACACUUGCCAAUGCAACAAGGUCUCUACAUCAGCUUGGCUUUAUGUUGAAGCCAAGGAACCAGAAUAUUACUUCACCCAGAAACUACCUGAAGUACAUGAUUGUGUUAGGAAUAAAGUUUGUAUGUUGGAGUGUUUUGUGUCUGAUACUAGAGCUCGUGUCAAAUGGUAUAAAGGAAACGAAUUGUUGGAGUACACACCUGGAAAGUAUGAAAUUCAACGUCGUGAAAAUCGUUGUAUUUUAAGAAUUAUAGAUUGCUUGCCUGAAGAUGCUGGUGAUUAUUCGUGUAAAUGUGGAGUAUCAGAAACCAAGUCUAAUGUUGUUGUUAAAGAUCCUGAAUGGGAGUUCAUGAAGAAACUAGAAGAUGUUGAGGCUGUAGAAAGAGAAAAGGCCAUUUUUGAAUGUGAUGUCAGUGACCCAGAAGCAGAAGUCACAUGGUAUCGUGAUGACAAGGAACUUAAAUCUGGUGGAAAGUAUGAGUUUGCUAAAGAGAAUCUGAAACGCCGUCUAAUUAUUAAGAACUGUAAUAUUAAAGAUGAUGGUAAAUACAGUUGUAAAAUGUUGAGUCAAGAAACAGCUGCUGAUCUCUUUGUUGGACCUGAUAUUAGGUUUAUGAAGAAAUUAGCUGAUGUUCAAGUAAAGGAAAAUAGUAACUGUGUAUUGGAAUGUAAAGCUAUCAAUACACAUAAAGAUCCACAUAAAUGGUUUAAAGAUGGCAAACCAUUUGAACCAGGUGCAAGACAUGAAGUGAGCCAGAAGGGAGAAUCAUAUAAAUUGACUAUAAAGAAUGCUAAGUUUGAAGAUCAGGGUGACUAUAUGUUAAGAAUUGGUGAAAGACCCACCAAAUGUAAAGUCACUGUAUUAGAACUGCCCAAACCACCCAAGAUUUCAUUAGGUGAUAUACCAAAGGAAAUCAAAGUGAAGAAAGGUGAAAGAAUUGAUAUCGACAUACCAUUUAUUGGUGCUCCACAACCUGAUGCCACAUGGAAGAAAGAUGGUACUGACAUCAGUCCUGCUGACAUUGAUAUGCAGACUACACCAAGGAAUGCUAAACUGGUUAUUCCUUUUGCUGAAUGUACAGAUAGUGGUACCUAUGAACUCACUUUGAAGAAUGAAGCUGGCACAGACAAAGUUCCUAUCAAAGUUGUUGUUGUUGAUAAACCUGGUCGACCCAAGGGUCCAUUAGAUGUUAUGGAUAUCUUUGCUGAAAGAUGUGCAUUAAUGUGGGAUAAACCAACAAACGAUGGUGGUUCACCCAUUACUGGCUACGUGGUAGAAAAACAAGACACAGCUACUGGUAAAUGGGAGAAAGUUUGUGAAACAGAUGCUGAAGAUUUAGAAGUAGAUGUUAGUGAUCUUACCACAGGUCAUAAGUAUGCCUUCCGUGUUUCUGCUGUAAACGAGUUUGGUGUUGGUGAACCAUUAGAAACUGAUGGUGAAAUCUUGGCUAAAGAUCCCUGGGAUCCAUCGGAUGCACCCGGUGUGCCAUCCAUUCUGGAUUACGAUAAAGACUAUGUUGAAGUUGGUUGGGAUCCACCUAAGGAUGAUGGUGGUGCCCCCAUUCAGGCUUAUCAGAUUGAGUAUAGAGAAAAGGGCAAAGGUGACUGGAAAAAGGGAGUAGAAGUACCAGGAACACAAGAGAAGGGUACAGUAGAUGGUUUGGUUGAAGGAAAAGAAUAUGAAUUCCGUGUUGCUGCUAAAAACAAAGCUGGUUUAUCACCAUUCAGUGAAUGUUCUGGUCCAAUUGUUACCAAAUCUAGAAAAGUUAAACCAAGAAUUGAUGAGCGAACACUUCCUCAGAACAUUAAGAUUAAGGUUGGACAGAAAUUAAAUCUACCAGUUGAUUUUGUUGGUGAACCAUUACCAUCUGUUAAAUGGGAACUUAAGGCUAUUAAAAAGGAAUCAGAGCCUAUUGAACCUAGAGACGGUUUGACCAUUAAAUCUGGUCCUUUAUCAUCUGUUUUGAAUAACGAUAAAGCUGUACGUAAAGAUACUGGUGAAUAUAUUAUUACCAUUGAAAAUAAACAUGGUAAAGAUUCAGCUGUCAUUAAUGUGGUUGUUCUUGGACCGCCUAAUAGACCUGAAGGACCAUUGGGAGUUAAAGACAUCAGUAAGGACAGUGCAACAGUCACCUGGAAGCCUCCAAAGGACGAUGGAGGUGCAGGAAUCAAUGGUUACCGUGUUGAGAAGUUUGAUAUGUCGAAAGGAAAAUGGGAGAAAGUGGCAACAGUACAAGGCAAUAAAUGUGUUGUACCUAAACUACAGGAAGGUCAUGAAUACAAGUUCCGUGUUAUUGCUGAAUCUCCUAAUGGCGACAGUGAAGCAUUAGAAUUAACUGAUCCCAUCUUAGCUAAAAAGCCAUUUGAUGAGCCAAUGCCACCAGGAGUACCAUAUGCUACAGAACAAGCCCGAGAUCACAUCACCUUGGCAUGGGAACCUCCAGAGAACGAUGGUGGUUCACCUGUGACAGGCUAUGAAGUAGAACGAAAAGAUCCUAAAACAGGCCGAUGGAGUAAAAUUACAAAAGUUCCUGUUGAGGAUACAACUUAUACUGAUGAUAAAGUACAAGCAGAGAAAGAAUAUGAGUACCGAGUUACAGCUAUUAAUGAAGCUGGUCCAUCAGAACCUAGUCUUUCCUCUAAACCUAUCAUUGCUAAACCACUUAAAGAGGCUCCUAAGUUAGAUUUAUCAAGUUUGUUUGGUGCUAAAGAGAUCCGAGUUCGAGCUGGUGAACCAUUAGAUAUUAAACUAGGUAUAACUGGUGCUCCUGCUCCAACUGUAGAGUGGUUACAGAAUGGUAAACCACUUACACCUGGCAGAGCUCAGACAGCCAAUGAUGAGAAAGAUGCAAAAUUCCACAUCCCUAGAUCACUGAGAAGUGAUACUGGUAAAUACACAGUCAAAGUAUCUAAUGCUAUGGGUGAAGAAACAGCUGAUAUCAAUGUUGUUGUCCUCGAUAAGCCUGCUGCUCCAGAAGGACCAUUAAAUGUCAGUGAUAUUACGGCUGAAACAUGUAAACUGUCAUGGCAGGAACCAGCAGACAAUGGUGGUGGUGACAUCACAGGUUACGUUGUUGAGAAACAAGAAGAAGGUUCGAAUGUCUGGGAGAAAGUUCCUGGUGUUGUUUCUGGAACCUCACACAAUGUUAAAGGUCUUAAAGAUGGUAAACAAUAUACCUUCCGUGUCAAAGCUGAAAAUAUUUACGGCGUUGGUGAACCACUGGUAGGAACAAAGAUGACUGCCAAGAAUCCAUUUGAUACACCUGAUGCUCCAAGAGAUUUAGCUAUAGAUAAAUAUGAUAAAUAUUCCUGUAAUUUGGUAUGGAAGGAACCAGUUUCUGAUGGUGGUAAUCCUAUUAAAGGUUAUCAGAUUGAUAAGAGAGUUGAUGGUAGAGAUUGGCAGAAGGUUAAUAUCUAUCCUUGUAAAGAUACCACCUUUAAUGUACCAAACCUACAGGAAGGUUCAGAUGUUGAGUUCCGUGUGAUGGCUAUCAAUGAUGGAGGGGUGGGUAAACCCAGUAAAACCACACCAUCACAUACAGUCCGUGAUCCUAUCUUUGCUGUUGGUUCCCCAGGAACACCAAAUGUUGACAAAAUCACCAAAAAUAGCGUUGACCUCUCCUGGAGCAAACCAUCCAAUGAUGGAGGAUCAAAGAUUACUGGUUAUGUUAUUGAGAAAAAGAAGAAGGGAGAAGAUUGGAUGGAAGCAGCUGCUGUAUCAGCCAAUACACUCAAUGCUACUGUUCCAAAUCUUAUCGAGGGUGAAGAAUAUGAGUUCCGUGUUCGAGGUGUGAAUGCUAUUGGCCCUGGUGAUCCCAGUAGACCAACAAAAACCAUCAAAGCUGAAGAUCAACCACAAAAACCCAAAUUGGAUAUGUCUGGUGUUCGAGGUAUCACUGUUAAAGCAGGUCAGCCGUUCCAGAUCCGUGUUCCAUUUACUGCUACACCUAAACCUAGAGGAGCUUGGGAAGUUGAAGAAAAAGAUGUGGAAGAUUCACCUCGUGUAUCUAACACAGUUUCUGAUGAUAUGGCUUUACUUGCUGUUGCUAAAUCUGUACGUGGUGAUAGUGGUAAAUACAAACUCACCCUUACCAAUCCAUCUGGUUCAGAAUCUGGUUACUGUAGAGUAACUGUUCUUGACAAGCCUUCUGCACCAAAAGGACCCAUCACAGCUACUGAUAUGGAAGGUGACUCUUUGACCUUGAACUGGAAUCCACCAGAAGAUGAUGGUGGUGAAAAGAUUUCUAACUACAUUGUUGAGAAAAGAAAGGCUGGUAGCGGACGAUGGCAGAAAGUCAGCAGUUUUAUUAACACUCCAUCAUGUAGUGUUCGUAACUUGGAGCCAGGCACAAAAUAUGAUUUCAGAAUUUGUGCUGAAAAUACACAUGGUGUCAGUGAACCACUUGAAACAGAUGAAGCAAUUCUUGCUAAACUACCUUAUGAUCCACCAGGUACUCCUUCCACACCAAAAUGUGUUUCCACCACAGAAGAUUCUAUAACAUUAACCUGGAAUCCUCCACGUAAUGAUGGUGGUUCUCCUAUAUUAGGUUAUAUGGUGGAAAAGAGAGAGAAGGGUUCUAAUAAUUGGACUAAGGCAAAUCUAAUGGAUAUACCUGAUAAUGAGUUCACUGUAAAGGGUCUACAAGAGGGGAAAGAAUAUGAAUUUCGAGUGUGUGCUGUUAAUGCAGCAGGCCCAGGAGACUAUAGUUCCUGCUCUGAUGCCAUCAAGGCCCAACCUCCACCAAUGGCUCCAAAGAUUAAUAAAGAUUUAAUGAGUGGACGUGACAUCAUUGUUAAAGUUGGUGAUCCAUUCAAAAUCUCUGUUCCAUACAAGGGCAACCCUAUUCCUACAGUUACAUGGGGAUUGGGUGGUGUUUCUGUUCGUGAAUCUGACAGAAUUAAGUUCACCAAUAAACCAGAUGAAAUUCUUCUUCAAUGUAAAGCCGCUGAGAGAGGUGACCAUGGAAAAUAUAACUUACUAUUACAAAAUGAGAAGGGCAUGGAUUCUGUAAAUGUCAAUGUUGUCGUUGUAGAUGCUCCAAGUAAACCAGAAGGACCUAUUGAUGUCAGUAAAGUUACACCCGAUUCUUGCUUCUUAUCGUGGAACCCACCAAAGGAUGCCCACAGUAAUCCCGUCAGUAACUACCGUGUAGAGAGACAAGAUCUUAAAACAGGUAGAUGGGAAAACUGCAGCAAAUUCAUCCGUGGUACAACCUAUGAGGUGAUGGGACUACAGGAAGGUCAUGAAUAUCAAUUCCGUGUAUUUGCUGAGAAUGAACAUGGUGUGAGUGAACCAUUAGAGACUACAACUGCUACUAUAGCUCAACAUCCCUUCCGCUGUCCUGAUCCACCAUCUGAUCAGGAGAUUAUUGAUGUUGAUGAAACUGGUGUAGUUUUAACCUGGAAGAGACCUAAAAAUGAUGGUGGUAAAAAGAUUCAGGGAUACGUUAUUGAAUAUAAAGAUCCUACAUCAUCUAGGUGGAAGACAUACAACGAAUUUCCCAUGUCUGAAACUACUACUACUGUUGAUGGAUUAAGUAAAGAUAAAGAAUAUGAGUUUAGAGUUAAAGCUAAGAAUGCUGCUGGAUUCAGUGAACCUUGUAUGUCCACUGGACCAGUUCUUCUUAAAGCCAAAUUCAGUAAACCAUCAACACCUGGUGUACCAGCACCUGUUGGUACAGGUAGAACUUAUGUUGACCUUAAAUGGGAUCCACCAAGAUCAGAUGGUGGAACCAAACUUAAAGGUUAUAAUAUUGAGAAGAAAGAGAAGGGUAGUGAUAAAUGGUUCCGAGCUAAUGAGUUCCCUAUUACUGAUAGCAACUUUACUGUAACAAAUCUACCAGAAAAUUCAGAAUAUGAGUUCCGAGUAGUGGCUCUAAAUACUGCUGGCAGCAGUGAACCCAGUUUACCAUGUGCUCCUAUUAAAAUUAAAGAGAAGAUCGUUGGCACUGAGCCCGAUUUCACCAAGAAAUUACAGAAUACUAAAGGUCCUAUUGGUGGGGAAGCAACAUUUAAUGUUGAAUUUGAUGGUAAACCACCACCAACUAUACAGUGGUAUAAGAAUGGUAUUAAUAUUGGAAGUUCUGGUAGAUAUAGAAUGAAGCAAGAUGAUGAUAGAGCUUCUUUGGUUAUUAGUGAUAUAUAUGAUACAGAUAAAGGAGAGAUUAAAUGUGUAUUAACUAAUCCACUAGGAACCACAUCUUGUCAUUGUAACUUUGAUGUACAAGCUCCACCACGUGUUGAUAAAGAUAUUAGAGAUCAACAAUGUGAAGCUGGUGAUCAGUUUAAGAUAAAGAUACCAUACAGUGGUACUGGACCAUUUAAUAUCAAGGUCUAUAAGAAUGGUAAAGAACUGCCCGAAAGUGAUAGAUUCAAGAUGUCACCGUUCGAUGAUUAUGUUACCUUGGUAUUGAAAGAUACUGAAGGUGAUGAUACUGGUAAUUAUCGAGUUGAAAUCAGUAAUGAUAGUGGUACAGCUUCUUGUCCAUUUAAACUCAAGGUUGUCAGUCCACCAGGAAAACCAGGCGGUCCUCUACAUGUUUCUGAUAUUACAAAGAAUGCCUGUAGGUUGGCAUGGAAACCACCAAGGGAAGAUGGUGGAGCUAAGAUACAAGGUUAUUGUGUAGAGAGACAGGAAGUGGGUAAACCUUACUGGGUUACUGUCGCUUCUUUAUGCAAGGACACAGCCAUGGAUAUUCAAGGACUAUAUGAAAAUUCUCAGUACUUGUUCCGUGUGUCUGCUGUCAAUACCCACGGCAACUCUGAACCAUUGGAAGCUGAAUCAGCCAUCAUUGCCAAGAUGCCUUUUGAUGCUCCCGAUGCUCCAGGUGUACCCGAAGUUACAGAAGUAGGAGGUGACUUUGUUAGCUUGACCUGGCCUAAACCAGCAUCUGAUGGUGGUGGACGUAUUACUGGCUAUUGGAUAGAGAAGAGAGAAAGUGGUACCGAUAACUGGUCCAAAUGUAAUAUUCAGCCUUGUAUCACCAACAUGUAUAAUAUACCUAAUUUGAUAGAAGAUAGAAAGUAUGAAUUCAGAGUAUUUGCUCAGAAUGAAGCAGGAUUAAGUAAACCAUCCAUGGCCUCCAACACAGUCAAAAUCAAGGAUCCAAAAGCUGCUGUUAUACCUGAAUUUACAUCUGGUUUACGAGCAUGUCAAGCUGUGGAGGGUAAAGCAGCUAGAUUUGAAUGUGAGGUAUCUGGAACUCCCAGACCUGACAUACAAUGGUUCAAGGGUUCUCGUGAAAUUUAUGAGAAUGAUAAAUUUGAGGUUAUCUCGGAAGGUGAUAAACAAAUACUUGUUAUUCAUGAUAUUUAUGGUGAAGAUGCUGAUGAAUAUUCAUGUCGUAUUUCUAAUAAAGGUGGUUCAAGAACAAGCAGAGCUGAUUUAUCUAUUAGAUCACCACCAAAGAUUAAUGUACCACCCAGAUUUAAAGACGUCUGUACAUUUGAGAAAGGUGAAAAUAUCACAAUCAAGAUUCCCUUCACUGGUAAUCCUAAACCAACCGUUAAAUGGAUUCGUGAUGGUGAAGAAUUGAGAGGUUCUCGUUACAACUAUGAGGUCACAGAAAGACAUGCCCUUCUUACUAUUAAAGAGGUAAACAAAGAUGAUGACGGUCCAUACAGAUUACAAUUAGAAAAUGACCUGGGUAGCGACUCAGCUGUUAUUAAAAUACAAGUUAACGAUCGUCCUGAUCCACCAAGAUUCCCAAUUGUGGAGAAUAUACGAGAUGACUCUGUUGUAUUAUCAUGGAAGGCACCAUUAAACGAUGGAGGUAGUUUUAUUACUGCAUAUACUGUAGAGAAGAGAGAACUUCCAUCCAACUCAUGGAUCAGAUGUGCUUCUACAAGAUUCUGUUUCCACAAUGUAACUGGUUUAUCACCUAAUAAAGAAUACGAGUUCCGUGUUUCGGCUGAGAAUUUCUAUGGUAAAAGUGAACCAUGUGAAGCUACUGGAACUAUUAAAACAGACGAACCAGAUGAUGUCAAAAAGAAGCGACAGAUGGAAGAUGAGUUUGGCAGACGUGUUCGAGGCAAAUAUGAUGGUCCUAAGAUUAAUGACUAUGAUAAAUUCUAUGAAGAUAUAUGGAAGAAACAUGUACCACAACCAGUAGAUGUUAAAACAGGCAGUGUUUAUGAUUAUUAUGAUAUUCUAGAAGAACUUGGCAGUGGUGCUUUUGGUGUUGUACAUCGUUGUAUUGAAAAGGCUACUGGUCGAACAUUUGUAGCUAAAUUUAUUAAUUCUCCCUACCCCUGUGAUAAACUAACAGUGAAGAAUGAGAUUAGUGUAAUGAAUCAACUACAUCAUCCUAAGUUGAUUAAUCUACACGAUGCCUUCGAUGAUAAAUAUGAGAUGGUUCUUAUUCUAGAAUUUUUGUCUGGUGGUGAAUUAUUUGAUAGAAUAGCUGCUGAAGAUUAUAAAAUGUCAGAGGCUGAAGUUAUUCACUACAUGCGACAAGUCUGUGAAGGUUUAAAACAUAUGCAUGAAAACAGUAUAGUUCAUUUAGACAUCAAGCCUGAAAAUGUGAUGUGUGACACCAAAAAGGGAACAAAUGUAAAGAUUAUUGAUUUUGGCUUGGCUACUAAAUUAAAUCCAGAUGAAAUUGUUAAGGUGACAACAGCUACUGCUGAAUUUGCUGCCCCAGAAAUAGCUGAACGAGAACCAGUUGGUUUUUACACAGAUAUGUGGGCUGUUGGUGUUUUAGCUUAUGUCUUACUUAGUGGUUUAUCACCAUUUGCCGGAGAAGAUGAUUUAGAAACUUUACAGAAUGUUAAACGUGCAGAUUGGGAAUUUGAUGACGAUGCCUUCUCUAGUGUAUCUGCUGAAGGCAAAGAAUUUAUCAAAGCUCUUCUUCAGAAAGCUCCAGUAAAGAGAAUGACUGUACACGAAUGUUUGGAACACCCAUGGUUGAAGGGUGAUCUUAGUGACAGAACACACAGAAUACCAUCUAGCCGAUAUGACAAGAUCCGACAAAAAAUAAAGGAAAAAUACGCUGAUUGGCCUCAUCCCAUGCCAGCUAUUGGUAGAAUUGCCAACUUCAGUUCUCUCAGGAAGCACAGACCAAAAGAAUACCAGAUUUACGAAAGCUCCUUUGAUCGAAAGGAGGCUGUACCGAGGUUUGUUCGCAAACCCAGGAAUGUACAUGUCACAGAAGGUCAAGUUGCUAAAUUUGAUUGUAAAAUUAUUGCUGCUUCACCUCCUAUUGUCACCUGGUAUUUAGAAAACAGUUUAUUGAAUCAGAGUUACAAAUAUAUGCAGAAAUAUCACGGUAAUGAAUAUGAAUUAAAGAUGAGUAGAGUAACCACAUCAGAUCGAGGCGAGGUCAUGGUUAGAGCUGAAAACUCUUUUGGUAGAAAAGAAAAUACAGCCAAACUUGUUAUCGAUGCCCUUCCUGAUUUACCAAAAAUAGCCAGUAGAGAAAACACACCACGAAAGAAGAGAGUAUCGGAAGAAAAAGUAAUAGAAAAACCAAUUGAAGAUGAACCACCAAACUGGACAUUCGGUCUCCGUCCCCGUCUUAUUCAAGCUGGUUCAGAAUUUAAACUUAUCUCUUGUGUUAAAGCAUAUCCAGUUCCAAAGAUAACUUGGUAUAAAGAUGGCCGUGAACUAACUAAUAAUGAUCAUUAUAAUAUAGAAUAUUCAUCUGGUAUUUGCUCAUUAGAAGUAACAAUGGCUAAAGUAACAGAUACAGGAAAUUAUACAUGUAUUGCUAUAAAUGAUCUGGGUGAAGAAGAAACUAAAUGUAGAGUUGAUGUUGAAGAUAGAACAUAUAAGAAAAAAGAUGAAGAUUCUUCAUCUUCUCGCUCAACAUACUCUAGAUCAGUACGUCGUACCAAAUCUGGACACAACUUUGAAGAUUAUUCCUUCGAAGAAACUUCCACGUCCACGUCCACUUCCACCUCGUCUUCAACUCGUAAAAGUCGAACCAGUCGUACCGAGGAAACAUCUUCAUCCUCACGUACAGAGAGAAAAAGUGCCAUAGAAACAGAGAGAAAGGUUUCGGAAGAAGCACAGGCCCCCCAGUUUUUAGAAAAUUUGUCUCCACAGACGGUCAGAGAGGGUGGUAAAUUACGAUUACAAUGUUCUGCCUCCGGUAAACCAGAACCAUGCUUGGAAUGGUUCUUAAAUGGACAGAUGUUGAAAUCCGACGAUGUUGUAUCUAUAACAACUAGUAAUGGAGUAUCUACGUUAGAAAUAGCUGAUGUUGUUAUUGACGAUGAAGGCGAUUAUGUUUGUAAAGCAUCUAACCCUGCUGGUGUUGCUUCUACUAAAGCAAAUGUUGUUGUUACAGUUUCAGAAAAACCCACCCCCACCCCCAAAGAAAUCCAAUCCACAACUCCUUCCAGUACUAGCACAGAAUGUCCACGAAUAACAGAACAUGUACAAGGUCAAAUUAUUAAAGAUGGUGAUUCAGUAACGUUAAAGUGCUCUAUAUCUGGUAAACCCGAUGUUGUGUGGUCACGCAAUGGUAAAGAAAUAAAAAAUACAGAUGACUUUAGAUAUGAAAACGCUGGAGAUACUUAUAAACUUGUUAUAGCUGAAGUUUUCCCUGAAGAUAGUGGCAUUUAUAAAGUUACAGCUAAUACAGCUGUUGGCAGUGUUUCUAGUGCUUGUACAAUUCAAGUUGUUGUUCCAGAUGAAGAAGUUACUGGACCAAGUUUUGCAACGUAUCCCCAGUCCUCUAAUAUUGAUGAAGGAAGCUCUGUUAAAUUUUCAUGUUCCGUAACCUCGGCUGAGCCAGUUACAGUGAGCUGGAGUCAAGGAGACAGAACAUUAGAAGACACUGGAAGAUUCAGAUUUACCGAAGAAGACAACAAAUUUAGUUUCGAGAUCCCGGCUGCUUUGUCAACAGAUACUGGUUUAUAUACAGUUACUGCUAAAUCAGACAAGGGCACAGCUAGCUGGACAUUUUCGCUCAAUGUUGCCAUCAGUGAAUCUUCUUCUGGGGAUGUAGAUGUUAAAGAAUUAUUGAAAUCUGUAGAGUGAAUACAGUCAAGUAAUAACCAUGACUAGAUAAACUACACAUAAGACAAACAGAUGUAAACAAGAUACUACAAGUUGAUACUACUACAACUUUGAUCUUUUAUCAUUUGAUUUCUAAUAUGUUCAAUUAUUAUAAUAUAUUUUCAAGAAGCGAAAAUUUUGUUCAUUUUUUUUGUAUUUUCUAGUUAAUGGAGAAUCAACCCAAGAGGUGAAAUCUCAAAUCACACUGUAAUUUAUUUUGAUGAACCUGUCUCAAUGUUUGUGAUACUAAUGAGGAAUGUUACAGACAUAAAAAGUAAUAUGAAUUUGUCAUGUUUUGUAUAAUAGUGAAAUGGUUCUAAUGUGAGUCUACUAAAUGAUAAUUGAAAUGAUAACUCCGUCCUUUCUCUUUUCAUUCUGCCCCAUCCCCCUAAGACACUUCCAUGUCCUUUUUUAGUUCAAACAAGAGUAAAAUUACAAGGCUUUGAGCUACUUUUGUACAUAACUCUAGCUAUAUAUGCCUACAUGAUAAUUAUUUAUGUCUCUUAAUAAUAAAAAAGGAAUAAAGUUGAUAAUAUUU